Molecule: messenger RNA, 276 nt
Organism: Protopolystoma xenopodis
Lineage: Eukaryota; Metazoa; Platyhelminthes; Monogenea; Polystomatidea; Polystomatidae
Source: the annotation of a GenBank genome assembly
AUGUACUCGAAGUGGUACUUUGAGCUGGCCAAUGUCUCGAUCGAGUCUCCGGCUGCAUCGAUUCGUGUUGGCUGGGGCAACACUGAAAGCUACGAUACUCAGCCGGGUGGCGGACCAGGGUUGGGUGUUGCCGCCCUCGGCGACUACCUCUUCAGCUAUACCUCUGACGGCAAGAGAUUGUGGAUUGCAGGCCGAGAGAAAGAGAUCACUGCAGGAGUAAGUUCAAUUUUCUAUCUGCAUAAUCGUGUCUUAUUGAGUUCUGAAAAUAAGCGUUAA